This is a messenger RNA of Nilaparvata lugens (brown planthopper), 9710 nucleotides long. Its product is annotated as general transcription factor 3C polypeptide 1-like. Lineage: Eukaryota; Metazoa; Arthropoda; Insecta; Hemiptera; Delphacidae. The record is from RefSeq and is a predicted model, not a curated record. Gene Ontology annotation, biological process: transcription initiation at RNA polymerase III promoter; 5S class rRNA transcription by RNA polymerase III. Gene Ontology annotation, cellular component: transcription factor TFIIIC complex. The transcript is spliced from 3 exons. The coding region runs from base 245 to 7405 and encodes 2386 amino acids. Gene Ontology annotation, molecular function: DNA binding.
CAUUUAUCAUUUCGAUUUCAUAGGUUAUGUUAAAAAUUUAAUCUAAUGUAAUUCCUGAUAUUUUCUAACUUUGAAUUUCAAUAUAAAAUUCAAAUUUGAAUUUAUUAAAAGCUUCUCACUAAUUUAUAUAUUUUUAAAGAUUAAUUGAUGAGUAUCUGUUUUAUCUUGUAUUGGUUACUUGAUUGAAAUGCCGGUAGGGCUAUGUGAAAAUUUUUUUCCUGCGAGGAUUUGAAUUCUCGCUAAGAUGACCCCGUCUGAGUUGCUGGAUGAAAUCGCACUCGAAGGGCUAGAUGGUAUCACCAUUGAGGCCCUUUGGGUGCGUCUGCGUCUCCGGAAGGGCUUCCUGCUUCCUCCGAAAGAUGACCAUGCCAAAGCCUACAUUUGGAACUUUGUUAGGCGACUGAGAAGCGUUGCCUUUUACAAACUGCAGGAACCAAGAAAGCCUCUCGUCGUUUUCGAUAGAUGGAGCAACGUGGAGGACGACCUGGGUUUGGUGAUUGACCCCAAACCUUUACCUGUUGACAUCUACCCACACUGCCUCAUCUCUGACUGUGAGAAGAAGAUCCAAGGCUCCUGUUCGUCAUACUACACACGUCAAGUAAUAACCAACAAAAUCCGUAAGCGUCAACUGCCAGAAGUUCUCGAAGAAUACGAUCCAGAAUCCAUAGUGAUCGUAGCCAAUCAGCACGCUAGACGAAUAGCUCUCAUGGGUACGCAUCAUAAUCCUGAUUUGGAACUAACUGAUUUCAUGUACUGUUGUUUGGAACGUAUUGGUAGAUCUAGGUAUCAUGGAGAAAUCACACAGGGUAAAAUGAGUCUGCAAGUGUUGGGCGUAGAUUCUAAGACGUUGUUUUAUUUCAGGAAGUUCUUAUUGGAAGAAAAGCUGAUCAUUGCUCAGUUGUUUCACAUGAAGGUUAAUAAUAUAAGCGUUUGUGGUAAGUUGAUACAUUUGCCCAGGUUCUAUCAUCUGGUGAAACCAAAAUUUGUGACGUUGACUGAGAAUAUUGUAGAGUUUUUAUAUUCUCAGCCGAACUAUGUGUGCGAGGUGACCAAGUUGAAAGAAUCGCUGGGGAUUACCUGUUGUUUGCGCAAACUGACCAAAAUUCCAGAGUUUCAGAAGUAUGUGAGAUCGGAUUCGAAAGCUUUGUAUCGUAGUGUGUAUCCGGACGCGGAGGAGAAGGACUGGAAACAACAAAAACAGGACAAAGAGAGACGCAUACAUGCUUUGUUUCUUGUCGACCCUUCUAUCGACCUGAAAGAGUUCAAAAGGAAGCUGGCGGGAAAUGAUGAUGAUGAAGAAAACAAAGAGGAGGAAGCCGAUGAGCAUAGUCAGGGGUUUUUGGAUCAGUCGUUGCGGGUCUUUGACCGCCCGAUCGUGUUGCAGGUGUGGAAAAUCUUGGAAAACGCCGGACCCAACGGCAUGUCAGCUACCGAACUUACUAAAGCGACCGGUUUGGGUAAACUGAACAUGCGCAUGAUAAUCAAAUACAUGGAGAAAAGUAAGAUUUGUGUAUCGUUUUUGGCCGAUGUUUCGAGGCAACGGGUGAGGCGGUAUGUGGUGAAUAGUGGCAAUAGAAUGGGUGACAUUAAGGCUGAGUUUAAUACGGAAGAGUUGAAGUUGAUCACUUUGAAAAACGUUGAAACUAAGUUGAGAGACAUUGAAGGGAAUAGUGCUGGUGAAGGUUGCUCAACAAGUGAAACCAAACCGUCAACUAGUUUACCGGAUUCAACUGAGAAACAUAUGAGUGUUAACGAAGUUGCAUCUACGUCAACGUCUGUUCUUCAAGAUUCAACUAUUAUCAAAGUUGGAGAAGCAAAUGAAAACAUUCUUCCAGAUGAAAACGACGGUGAAACAAGUGUUUCUAAAGUACAGGCAGUGAAUGAAGAACAUCAUGAUGAAAUUAUGGAAAUAGUUGAAGAGCGUAGUGCAGGAGAGAAGGAAGGAGAUGGAGCGAUGGGAGAAGAUAGCGUUGGAAAAGGAGGAGAAGAAGUUGUGGAGAAAGUAAUAUCGAAGCAAUUGAAAGGUAAAAAAGCGGUGAAAAGAUCUAGAGGUGGGGAGAAAGAGACAGAGCCUAAAAAAAUGAAAGUGAAAAUUGUUGCCGAUCUGAAUAAUGAGAAGGAAAUAGAAGUUGAGGAAAAUUCAUUGUCACAAGUCAGGGAUGUAAGUAUGGAAUCAAGUGAUAAGAAAACUGAUUCUGUUAAUGAACCCAGUGUAAGUAGUAAGAUGACAGUAGAAGAAGCUAGUAAGAUCGAGAUUAAUAUCGAAAUCACAGACGAUCUGAACUGGUUGAAAGAGCGCGGGAAAUUCGGCAAAUUCGGUGCCGAAGGAGCCAAAACGGUCAGAUCGCUCAAACGCUGGAACUGGAUUCUGGAAGCCAUCCAAGCUCAGAAAGUGAUCACUAAUUUUAAAAACCUUCAAUCAGUCAUCGAUGACCACGAAAGAGCGGAAGGUAAUAGUGGUCGUAUCGACCGCAAAUCGUUGGUGAGAAUUCUGUACAGGAUGGGCGUGGAAAGGUUGAUAAAAUUCUACAAAGUUUAUUUGAAAUCGGGGGACACUGUCCAGGAUAUUAACUUCAUUUGUAACCCAUCAGUAACCCCCGACGAUCCCAUCAUCAAGUUUGCAAUCGAUCUGGCGAAGCUGAAGUUCACCUCAAAGGUAAAACUACAACACGACAACGCUUUGAAACAGGAGAGUAAAGCUGUGGCUAAGGAAGAUGUAGUUUUGACUAAUAAGUUCGAUUUCAGUGAGGAAUACAAGUCGAACCUCGAUGUACCGAAAUUUAUGAGGAUGAGAUACCUACACAUGUUCAUGUAUUAUUUAGUAUACGGGUAUGAGGGGGACGUAAAUUUAGACCAGACGGAAGCAGCUCAACAGAUCCGAGUCUCGCAAGGCUUCGAAGUCGACGAUUUGGAAUCGAUGUCGUUCAUCUACGUACCCAAUGCAAGUUGGAAAAUGUUUGUGCCUCCCCUGCCUGAACACCACGAGUACAAAGAUGGUUGGGCAUUGUUGGCCGACAUUAUACUCCGUCUACCGUUAUCCAUGUUUAUGAAUCUGGUGCGACUGUCUCACAUCGUACCCAACGUCGAGCUAUACUUGGAUCACCCUGUAAAGCGUCACAUACUAGUCAAAGAUCUCCCUGUGAACGUCAGGAAUUGUUUGUUACACAAGAGGAAGUAUGUGUUCAGUAUUUAUGAGGUGGCAACACGGCUAGCCUACAUUGGGUUGGUUCAGUUGGGACCUCAAAACAUGAAAGAAAAGGAUCAUGUAUUUAUGUAUGUGAACAGAAAUGGCUUGUUGUUAGAUACGAAAAUCUCUCGCCUUGGUUACCACAAAAUCUCUGAUGAUAUUGACUACAAUGAGAUCAGGUAUUACUUUGAGGCAAUGGUGGAUGUGGAACGCUACUGGUUGGAUUUGUGGAAAAUAUGUAUGCACACAAAGUUGGGUAAUCGAUCGAGUGUGAUUGGCACUGAUGUGAUCAUAGAGCAUAUUCAGGAUAAACCAGAUAUGAUCAAUAUUUUGUUGGCGAGGACCAGGGAAGAAGUUGUGGAGAAAGAUGUGGGGUACCUCCCGGGAGACAAACUUGGAGCAGCUGGAUUUGAUUCAGCGUUGUUUUCGCAUUUGAAACGUAACUGGGCGUUUAAACCGUUCCCGAAAUCGAGAUUGAAAUCCGUGUUGACAGUGCCAGACAAACCCAAACAAAAACUUAGGAAACCGUUCAAGUUUGCCGAAAGUAGAAACCAGAUGGUGUACUCGUUGCUGGCGAAACGGAGGAAGAAUUUGGUGGGGACCACAAGGAAACAGGUGACUACCACCACUGUUAAGAGUAGUAUAGUUAACAGGAAACAGGUUUUGUCACACAAGCCGCGUGUGACGGUGCGCCAUGUCAAACCGAGGCGACCUGUGAAGCAACGUCGUCCUUUCUACGACCAAGUCGAUCGCGAGGCGUUAAACUGCAUGAGCAAGUUGAGAGUCAACUGGUCGAAAGCUGAAGACAAACUGUUACUUUUGUGUAAAGUUGUGCAAUCAAUGAUAUCACCCCAGAUAAAAUCGGCGAUACUAGGUAACAUGUACAUAUCGUUCCGUGAAAUCCUCCACAAAACGUUCCCGAAUUCGAGGAACAAAACGUCGCGCGCAUGUCAGAGACGUAUCAACUACAUGCUGCGUUCCCAAAGCACCUGUCAUAGUUUGAGUCUGUGCAUUGAGGAACUACGUCAGGAUCCCGUCAUCAUGGAAACCUACGGCGAUUUGUUCGAGAAACUGAAAGCCAAAUACGAGAACAAACAAAGGGUGAUUGAAAACAAAGCGCAAUUGGUCGCUGAGUGGAACAUGCAUUUCAAGAAUUUGUACGACAUUCUCGAAAAACGAUUUGAUGAUUUCUCGAUAAUGUCGUUGUCAAGUGUGACGUCAACCCUGCCUGAUACCAUUGAAGAGUUCCAUGCUAACUACAACGUCAUAGAACCUACAAAGAAAGUAAAAACCAAACACGUGUUCAACACUGUGCAAAAUAUAAACGACAUAUAUAGUUCUGUGAUAAACUCAACAAUUCACAGCGCCCUCUGUUGUUCCUCGGACAAAACGUCAUGGUCCUACCACUUGUUCAGUGUCUACCAACAGUAUCCUGAGAAACUUCUCCGUUCAUCACUGGCCAAAUUGAGGACUAGUCUGAUGGUGUCGUUGAAACGAGCGUGGUCUCGCACAAAAAUGCGGUCGGGCAACUAUCUCCCUCUAACUGCCUCGCCGUACCGUCUCUCCAUCUCUUACAUCAACCUGAUGGCAGCCAAGUACACAUCGGACAUAUUCCCCGAAAGCUACGAACUGCAGAAGGCAAUUGUGCAAUCUAGAAAGCUGGACGUGCAAGCUACUUGUGGGGGUAUGGCUGCGGCCAUAGUGCGGCUGAUGACUGAUGAGUGGGUCGAUUUCGAGAUCGGCAUUCCAGAUCAGGUGAUUGUGCUCAAUCCCAACAUUCAGGGAAAAGAUGAAAAGUACACGCGCCUGAUGAAACGGUACCAGGAGAUUCUAUCCAGUUACAAACACGAAUUACUGACGACUUCAUGUUUGUUCAAGAAAGACAAUUACUCAACUGUCGACUCUGUUGAGGACGACGAAGAUAGCACAGAGCCGUUGAAUAAUAACACAAUCGCGAGAACGGCUAGUAGGAUAGCUUUGUACCUUGUAAAAGAUUCAGAAGAGGUCGGUGGUAUGAUUCCAGAAGAUCUCCAACAUGUUCACGAUUUUUUCGUUGUGAAUUCGUGCACAGUUGUGACCAACCUACGAUCUAAUGUAACUGAAGAACAGAUGAGAUUGGUUACUGACAUGCAAGAUGUACUUACUUUCCAGAAACAGCUGGAAGAAAACGUGAUUUUCCCAUCUAACCUGAUGAUCGAUCUGAAUGUAAACGAAGUUUUGAACGACAGUUUUACCGGCGACAGACGUGAUAAAGCGAUAAAACUGUUGGAGUUGGCUAGAUCAGAAGGUAAUAUAGGAUUGAUGUGUGGGAAGAUUGUAGAAGAGUUCGGUAAUAGCUUGGAGGUGAAAGAAAUUCUCGACGAACUUUGUAAGUUGAAGUUGUUAGUGUGUACAGGUUUGGUGAACAACACCUACGUUCAUCACAAACAUGCCAGACCGUGGUUGGUGCAUACAUACCCCAACAAACGUAAUGAGAGAGAUAGUAGAGUACCGAUGGCUCGAUGUGUGAUGGAAUUGGGAGAAGAAGAUGUGGGGGAGAAAGAGAACGAAGACACAAAUAUCGUUUUAGAAGAAUAUGUAGAGAUGCAGGAAAUCGUUCAAGAAGACAAAAAACCUGAAGACUUUGUUGAUUGUGAUGUGCUAGUUGUAGAUGAUACCGGAUUAAAGGUAAAAGAAGAAGGGGAUAAAAUGUGCGUUAUCGAUGUGGUGAAACCGGGAAGUAGAAAGAGAAACAUAAGAAGAGUCGAUGUUACGAUGGAAGUUGAUUGUGAGAAUAGGAUGGAAGAAGAGAAAGGAAUGGAAGAGGAAAAUAUAGAUGAAAAUAGUCGCAUAUAUGUUGCAGAAGAAGAGAUGUAUGUGGUAGAGGUAAAGGAUUUAGAAGAAGAGAUGUAUGUGGAAGAGGUAAAGGAAUUAGAAGAUGUUGCAGAAGAAGAGAUGUAUGUGGAAGAGGUUAAGGAAUUAGAAGAAGUUGAGAAAUGUAAUGAAGAGUUGGAGAAGAAGGAUGACGUUGAAGCAUCUUUUGAGAAAGAAGGAGAGGAAGAAGUAUUUGUUGAAGGACUAGAGGAGACCACACCUGAAGAUUUUGGAAUAAUGGAAGAGAAUGUUAAAGCUUUGGGAGAAGAUUCUUCAACAGAAGGAGGUGUAUUACAAGAAUGUGUAGAAGAAUUGAAAGAUGGAGAUUCUAGACAAGUAUUCUUAGUUCAGGAUGAUGAAUCCAAUAGAAGUUUGCAAGAGACUGAAGAAGGUGUAAGCUGUCCUAGCAAAGAAGGAUUAAUAGAAAACUGUGAUAAAUCAGGGAACAUUAGUCCAGCUAAAGUCUCAAUUACGGAAAGUUUCGAAGAUGUGAAUGUUGGUGCAAGCACUUCUAAACAAUUUGAUGAAAAGUUGAUAGAAGAUGACAUGAUUGUAUAUUCGUAUGAGAUGGGAGGAGAUGAAGGACAGGGUGAUCAAGUAUCGGCAACAACUGGAAUAGACCAAGUUUUGUCUGUAGUAGGUAUUCAUUUCAAUUUAGCUGAAGAAUGUUCUCCUGUGAAAAGUGAUCUACAGUUGAAACAAACUAACUCAGAUGGAGGUUUGUGUCUGGACCGUUUCAAAGAUGUCAACUUUGGUGCAAGUACUUCUAAAGAUGUAGUAUGUUUUACAGAAGAUGUGGUGAAUCAGGGAAGUGGAGACAAUGAAACCAUUAGUGAUAAAAGGGCAAGAUUAGCGGCAACGUCAAGGAGAACUAGGUCAACCUCAAAAUCGGAGGACCCAGUUUUGACCGAACCCACCAAAACUGCAAAAGAAACCGACCAUCGCAAUCUCUCGGAACCGAUCAAGGUCCUUAUGCGUCCUUGGGUCAGGAUUGACGGCACAAUCAACCGCAAAAGUUUGGACUUUAUGUUGUCUUCGGUUUUGAGCCACAUUAUGCAACACCCUUUAGCCACCCUCGCCGAACUGCAGCACAGGUUUCUACCAGCCCUGCAACCCCAGCACACUAGAGAACUCGCUGAAUUCUUGGAGAAGUUGAAGUGUGUCGAAAGUAGUGUGUGUGUGAAAUCUGGAAAACCAAGUUUGUUUUCUAAGCCGUGUGAAGUGGUGAUCAAGAAGGCGACCGGUCUGGAGCCUCCCUCUGAGAUUCGUAUUGAAGCUAAUAAGGACGCCAUUGUUAAUUUGGGGAAGUUCAUCAGUACUAAAAAGUACGGUGAAGGGUUUUUAACCCAACUAGUCGAUAAAUAAACAACUUGUUAUUACUAAAGUAUUUAUAUAUUGAUCUCUUCAGCCUUAUGCUGCACUUUGUUAUACCAUUUCGAUAAUUUAGCAUUGUUGAUAGCAAAUUUAGUUUCAUCUCGUACAUAUUCCACAUUCCAUUGAUGUGUUUAUUUUAUGAUUAUUCCAUUGCAGUUUGCUAAUUAUAUUGAUUGACUAUUAAUUGAUUUAUUGUACUCAUCAGGAUGGUACUCCAAAAUAUAUUACAAUGACGAUUUAAAUGAGAAUAAUUACAAAAAUGAUACCACAAAAUUAUGUAUCAUGUUGUGAGUUUAUUAUAUGCUUAAUCUAUUGCAGUUUUAUAAUUCCAUUUUUUGAAUAUUCAUUGAUUUAGUGAAUAGUUACACAAUAUAUUACAAUGGGUUGUGAAUGAGAAUAAUUACAAAAAUGAUAUCACAAAAUUAUGUAUCAUGUUGUGAGUUUAUUAUAUGCUUAGUCUAUUGCAGUUUGCUAAUUAUAUUGGUUGAAUAUUGAUUUUUGUACUGUACUCAUCAGGAUAGUACUCCAAAAUAUAUUACAAUGACGAUUUAAAGGAGAAUAAUUACAAAAAUGAUAUCACAAAAUUGUGUAUUGUAUCAGUUUUGAGUUUAUUAUAUACUUAGUCUAUUGCAGUUUUAUAAUUUCAUUUGUUGAUUUAGUGAUCUGAUCACGAUAGUACUCCACAAUUUAUUACAAUGAUGAUUGUGAAUGAAAAUUUUCACAAACGAUAACACAAAAUUGUGUAGGCUAUCAUAUUAUGUUGUGUGUUCAUUAUAUGCUAAGUCUUUUGCAGUUUUAUAAUUUCAUUUGUUGAAUAUUCAUUGAUUUAGUGAACUGAUCAGGAUAGUACUCUACAAUACAUUAUAAUGAUGAUUUAACUUCGAAAUAUAAGCAAUGAUAUCACAAAAUUUAUGCAUCUUAUGUUGCAAAAUGUUGGAUAGUGUUGCCAUUUCUCUACUGGUUUUCUACUUAAAAAAAUACAGUUACUGAUUAUUAUAUUUUAUUUUCUAACGCGGUUUUAUUUACUUUUGCUUAUUUGAAUUAUCUGUUAACUGUUUCGAUAAAAGCCAUUUAAAGAAGCAAAUUGUGAAUGAAUAUGGUUAAUUUGAUGUUAUGAGAAAGUCAACUGUAAUAAUUAUACAAAUGAAAACUGUGAAUUAAAAUAAUAUUGUUUAUUGUCUACAAUAAUUUAAGGAUUAUAUCUGACUCUUGCAAUAUACUAUGAUGCUUAUAUAUGGAAAUAUUACAAAUUGUGAAUGAAUAUGGUUCAUUUGUUGUUAUGAGAAAAGUACAUUGAUUUAUUUUAUGUUAUGAGAAAGUCAACUAUAAUAAUAUUGUUCAACUGAAUAGUAUUUGCGAGAUAAAUAGAAUGAUGAAAGUAUUAUUGUUUACUGUCUAGAAUAAUUUAAUGAUUAUAUCCGACACUUGCAGUUUACAUUGAUUAUUGUAAGUGGAAAUAUCACAAAAUUAUGUCUCUCACCAUAUUACAAGAUGUUGGAUAGUGUUGCAAUUUUUCAACUGGUUUUCUACUGUUUAAAGAUGCAGAUACUGAAUAUUAUUUCACAUUUUCUGAAGCUGUUUUCUAUUUAGUUUUGCUUAUUUGAAUUGUCUAUUAACUGUUUUGAUAAAAUUCAUUUAAAGGAGGAUAUUGUGAAUGAAUAUGGUUUAUUUGAUGCUAUGAGAAAAGCCAACUAUAAUAAUUAUACAGAUGACAAUGAAAACUGAAAACAGACAAUAAAAAUAAUAUUUUUUAUUGUCUACAAUAAUUCAGAGAUUAUGUCUGACACUUGCAAUAUACAAUGACGACUGUAUAUUCAAUCUCCAGAUAAUGAUUAUUGUAAAUGGAAAUAUUACAAAUAUCUCAAAGUUAUGUCUCUUACCAUAUUGCAAGUUGUUAGAUAAUGUUGUCAUUUUUCAUCUGUUAUGAUUAAGAAAUACAGUUACUAAAUAUUAUAUCUCAAUUUCUAACGCAGUUGUUGUAUUUUCAUUUGAAUUAUUUAUUAAGUGUUUUGAUAAAAGUUAUUUGAAGAAGAAAAUGGUGAAUGAUUAUGAUUUACUUGAUGUUAUUAGAGUCGAUUGUGUGUAGAAAAAUCCUGUAAUUGUACAACUGAGUAUUGUUUGUGAGAUAAAUAAUAAAUGUUUACUGUCCACAAUAAUUCAAGUAUUAUAUUAGGCACUUUUUGCUACUUUGCCUCUCAAUCGAGCUCGGCUGGUAUUAGUUCUCCAUGUCAUGUUUCAUGUGAUUUCAUUAUUUUCUACAUUACUUUUGAAUAAAACAUUCACAUUUUCAAUAUGA